UUUUUGUAGUUGGGCAAGUGUGUAGCGACUUGACGGCGCCGGAAACUAAUUUUUUUUUUGUUUUUUGAUUUUUUUCUGUUUUCUGCUAAUUUGGAAGUUAUCAGAAUACACCCCCUUAUAGAAAAUUUUUUUGUAUUUUUUAAAUUUAUUUUUGGAGGAAAAGGGACGUUUGAGUCUGAGAUUUUCGGGUAAUAUUUUUGGCUGUUUAAGUCUGAAAAAAUUUUUUUUGAAAAUUUUUAGAGUGGGCUUUUGAUUAUGUUUGGUACAGGCUUUUUGUCGUCUUCUAGAUUUUAAAUUAAAAAAAAUUUUUUAGAAAAUUACGUUCUUAACUAGGUAUGGGUACAGCCCGAAUAGUCGCGCAGCCAUAAAGUCGCCAAAACAUAACUUGCCAAAAAAAUUUCUGUCCCUUUCAAUUUUGGUACCAAUCUCUUCUGCUCGAUGAGAGGAAUCGUUUAAUACUAAAUUUGAAAAGAUUCGGAAAUCUUAAAGCAAGUUAUGGCUUGGCGACCUUAUAGCCUCGCGAAUAUUCGGGCGUGUCCCCCUAGGUUUAUUUUUAGGACUCUAAGUGUAAUUUCAUCAUUAUUUUGUUUAUUUUUUUCCUUAUUAAUUUUUUUGCCUUAUUUUUAUUUUUUAUUUUUCUUUUAAUAAUUUAUUGCUAUCAUUAUUAUUUUUUAUUAUUUUUAAAUAUUUUAUUAUCAUUUUAUCAGUUAACGGAAAAAAAAUUAAUUUUUUUCCGUUACUUGGAGGGAGAAGAAAAAAUUUUUUUUCUUGUGGCGCCCUUCUUCAUCCUUUUUUCUAGAUAAGAGGAGAAGAAAAUUGGGGGAAAAUUAAUUUUUACCCAUAUUAUUCGGAAGAUUUUAUUUUUAUUUUUCGAUGGUGUAUAUUUUUUUCUAAUUUUAUUGCAGCAGAAAUUUUUUUUAUUUAUUUUCCCCAAUUUUUUUCUAUUUUGGCGCCAUUUGAAACUAAAAAUCAUUAAAUUUAUUUUUUGAUUAUUUUUGCAUGUUAUCAUUCUAUCAGAUGAUUUUUUAAAUUUUUU
This is a messenger RNA of Meloidogyne enterolobii, 1036 nucleotides long. The record is from the annotation of a GenBank genome assembly. Lineage: Eukaryota; Metazoa; Nematoda; Chromadorea; Rhabditida; Meloidogynidae.